Molecule: messenger RNA, 1839 nt
Organism: Apiotrichum porosum
Lineage: Eukaryota; Fungi; Basidiomycota; Tremellomycetes; Trichosporonales; Trichosporonaceae
Exons: 9
Coding region: 1-1839 (612 amino acids)
Biological process (GO): peptidyl-lysine dimethylation; peptidyl-lysine monomethylation
Cellular component (GO): cytoplasm
Molecular function (GO): protein-lysine N-methyltransferase activity
Source: RefSeq, a predicted model, not a curated record
AUGAGUGACGACGAAGAGCUGCCCCCCAGCAAGCUGGGUACCAAGGAGCACUGGGACAUGGUGUAUGACCGUGAGAACCGCGUCUUCGAGGAUGUUGGCGACGAAGGUGAGGUGUGGUUUGGCGAGUCUGCGGUGGACAAGAUGCGCGCAUGGGCGCACACCAACCUGCCUGCGCACCAGGCCGGAUCAGAUCCCCUCCGUAUCCUCGAAUGCGGGUCUGGCAACGGCACGCUCCUCCUGUCGUUUCUCACUUCGCCCGGUCCCGACCCCCAGUCUUUUCAUUUGACGGGCAUCGACUACUCUGCCGGCGCGACCAAGCUUGGGGCCAGCAUCGAAGCCAGCCGUCGCGAACAGCUCGAAGACGAGGACGAGCUGGAUGAGGACGAUGUGCUCAACGAGGUCACUUGCGAGUGGCGUCAAGGCGACCUUCUCCGCGACGACCUCGGCGAGACCUGGGACCUGGUCAUGGACAAGGGCACGUUUGACGCCCUCGCUCUCUCUCAGGAGCCCGUUGCCGAGUCUGGUGACCGCCUCCCGUCUCGAGUGUACCCGGAACGUGUUGCGCGUCUCGUUCGUCCAGGAGGCUUCUUCCUCAUUACCUCGUGCAACUUUACCGAGGAGGAGAUCAAGAAGCGCUACACUGCGCCUGGUGUGCCAUUUACCUUCCACUCGAGCGUGCCCCAUCGCUCGUUCUCGUUCGGCGGCAAGACUGGCACCACUGUCUGCACUGUCGCCUUUACCAAGAACCAGGACGCCCCUGCCACGGCUACAACUUCGGACCCACUCUAUGCCUGCGUCGACUGUGGUGGAACAAAGACCGAGGUCGUGAUUGCAAGUGAAAAGGGAAUCCUGGCAAGGGCCCUCGGCGGCACGGGGAACAUGGCAGAGGUCGGACUGCAACAGUCCUUCAAGACAAUUGUGGCGACUGCCCUCUCUGCCCUGGAGAGCCUGGGGUUCAAGGAAGAACCCCAUGCGAAUGGCACGGCGAACGGUCACAGCGAAGUCAGCUCGGUGUGUCCUGUGCAGUUUGCGGAUAUCUGGGUCGGAAUCUCUGGCUGUGACACCCCGCUGGACCAAGCCAACAUGUCCGCCCUUCUUUCUCCGUUCUUCCGUCGUCCGGUGGCAGUGUACAACGACGCCCUGCUCCUCGGCGGCGGCCUCCUGCAGGCCAACGCACGCUGGGGUAUCGCCGUGAUUGCCGGAACGGGCUCCAUCGCUGUGGGCGUGGAGCUCGACUCCAACGGCGAGCUGGUCCAGUCUGCCCGCAGGGGAGGACAUGGCUACCUCCUCGGCGACGACGGGUCGGCAUACGAUGUGGGCAGGUGUGCCGUCCGUGCGGCCGUGCAUGCCUUUGACGCUGGUGAGGAAACCUCAGGCGGCGUUGCGGCCCACCUGCGAGCUCAUUUCGUGGUCGAGAACACUGGCGAGCUCCUUGCCAAGGUCCACGACCUGGACAAUACCCUCCCGCCAAUCGAGGCGUGCAACAAGCAGAAACUGCGCAUCUCGAGCGCAUCCCGCGGUGUCCUCGAGGCAUUCACCCAGUCGCCGCCCGACCCACUCGCCGCGACUGCUGUGGCUGACGCGAUUGCGCCGUUGGCAGCGAGUGUCGUCUUCCUCGCCAAGCAGCUCGUCAGCAAGAGCCCUCUGGGUGACAGGCCGCGCUCGCUGAGCGACGCGGUGCUUGUGUGCGGCGGUGGUGUCAUACGUCAGGAUGCGUACCGCGCCGUCUUCCUGGACGUGUGUGCGGCCCAGGGUGUGGUGUUUGGGAACGGCGUGGUGGUGGUGGAGGAUGUCGCUGGUACGGCUGCGCUGGGACUCGUCCAGCGGGCCAAGGGCUAG